Molecule: messenger RNA, 2139 nt
Organism: Closterium sp. Yama58-4
Lineage: Eukaryota; Viridiplantae; Streptophyta; Zygnematophyceae; Desmidiales; Closteriaceae
Source: the annotation of a GenBank genome assembly
AUGGGCCUGUGGCAGCGCGCCUUGCUGGGAUUGGACGGCGCGGGGAGCAGGUGGCGGGAACAACUGGGCGUACCUUCAGCGAAGCGACCGGAUGGGCCGCUGUUAUGGUUCCACGCUGUUUCUGUGGGCGAGAGCGCGAUCGCGAUUCCGCUGGUGCGCAAGUGCAUGCAGCAGCGGCCGCGCGUCAAAGUGCUCUUCACCACCCGCAACGCCCUCGCACUGUCCGUUGUCUCUAAAGCCUUUUCCAAGACGCAUGUCAUAUGCCAGCUAGCGCCAGUGGACGCGCCAGCAGCGGUGGAGCGAUUCCUCGCGCACUGGCAGCCCAACGCGGCAGUGUUCAUGGAGCAAGAGCUCUGGCCCAACCUCCUGCUCUCGCCCUCGCUGCUCAAAGUGCCCAUUGCGUUGCUCAACGCGCGCAUGACCCAAUCAACGUUUGACAGGUGGCAUGCCAUGGAUGGGCUCUUCCUCCCUCUCGUCUCCGCUAUGAUUGGUCGCUUCGCCCUCAUCACCACCACUAGCACGGAGCAGGGGCUGCGGUAUCAGCGGCUGGGUGCCAACCCCAUGCUCACACGCUACACCGGCAACCUCAAGUUCGAUCUAUCUCCUAACCCCACCCUUCUUCCGCUCAUGGAUUUUCCUUUUCAUUCCCCAAGGGCUCACUCUUCCCCUCUCCCCUAUCAUCAGCUCCAUUUCCCUCAUGGUUCCCACUGCCCCCCGCCCAUUUCCCCCCCGCCCAUUUUCCCCCUGCCCAUUUCCCCCCCAGCCAUCCUGCGUGUGCAUCGCAAUCUGAAGCACCGAGUGGCGGGGCUGCUCACCAUCAUCGUGCCGCGCGACCCGGGCAGAGGGGCGGCCAUUGGCAAGUUUCUGGCAUCGCAGCUGCACCACCCGCCACCACUGCAGCCGGGGAUGACAGCAGAGGAGGCGCGGGCCAAGCCGGUGAGAGUGGCUGUGCGCUCCCAGGGGCAGGCCGUGACCAGCGACACUGACUUCUAUAUUGCUGACACCAUUGGCGAGUUGACGCUGCUCUACUCCAUCAUCCCACUUGCCUUCGUGGGGGGAUCCCUGCUGCCCGGUCUGGGCGGCCACAACAUCGCUGAGCCUGCCGUCUCCUCCUGUGCCGUCCUCACUGGCCCCCACCUGGGUCACUUCGCCUCUGUGCUGCAGCAGCUGCAGCAAGUGGCGCCCCUCUCUGUGUGGCAGGUGGCGGACGAGCACGAGUUACAGACGGCAGUGCAUCAGCUACUGACCAACGAGGCGCAGCUGAACGCACGGCGCAUAGCAGCGCAGCGAGCAGCAGCGUCGGGCACGGAGGGCGUGGUGGACGAGGUGUGGGAGGCGCUCGACUUCGCCGUGCUGCAGCGCAUGACCCUCCCCGCCAUUGCCGCAGCAGCCAGCAACCGAGCGGCGGCAGCAGCAGCGCUGGAGCUGAGGGAAGACGGGCCGGAUGCAGAGCUCACAGGGGUGCUGCAGGCUCGCCUGGACCGCAUCGAGUCGUUUCCCUCAGCCGCAGGCGCCAUGCACGGUGCCGCGGUGGAUGGGGCGCCCUUGCUGUCUCCUGGUGGUGUGGGUCAUAAUGGAGGUGCGGGAGGAGCGUGUGGUGUUAUCAGCCCGCGGGGGCAAGUGGCGAGGGACGGACGGAGUGGUGCUACUGGGUCGGGGUCUGCAGCUGUGUUCAAGGGUGGUAGCAGUGGGAAGCUGGCUGUGGAUGGGGCCGGCAGCGCAAUGGAACAUCCUGACAUGCACCAUGCUGCCAUGGCACAUGCUCCCAAUUCCACAUUCUGCUGCCAUCAUACCAUCUGCUACAUGUCUGUGCCCAUUGAACAUGCUGCCAUGCCACAUGCGCCGGUGCAACAUGUGACCAUGCCAACGUAUGCUGCUACGGAACGGGAACAGAGGGACAAAAUAACGAGAGAGAGAGAGAGAGAGAGAGAGAGAGAGAGAGAGAGAGAGAGAGAGAGAGAGAGAGAGAGAGAGAGAGAGAGAGAGAGAGAGAGAGAGAGAGAGAGAAGAAGAGAGAAGAGAGAGAGAGAGAGAGAGAGAGAGAGAGAUAGAGAGAGAGAUAGAGAGAGAGAGAGAGAGAGAGAGAGAGAGGACUUAGCCUCUGCCCUCUGCCCUUCUCCUCUCCCUCUCUCCUCUUAG